AUGUCUAGAAGACUUCCAAUUUCUGUGUACAAAAGGAUAAAUACACAGUCAUUUAAAAGCAAUCCAUAUAUUUUCAACAAAAAUUUAAAUGAUAAAUGUAAAUUCCCAAAUGAUAUAGAAAAUAAUACCACAUCGCAAGCUUUAGGAAGUAUAACAACACAUCCUUCAGUUAAACUUCACCCAGCCUUAAAGUAUUCACUUGUAACAAAUAACCUUCUAACCAAGUUAAAUGAGAUCCAAGAAUCUUCAUACCUUUCAAUUGUUAGUGGAAAGGAUGUUACAAUUCACUCUCCAGCAGGUACUGGAAAGACCAUCGCAUAUUUACUUCCAAUAUUAAAUAAUGUGUACCAUAUUCACGACAUGCUUGAAAAGUUAAUGUUUAAAAAUGACACUCCAGGCUCCAAAUAUGAUGAAGAAUUACGUAAUUUAUCAAUGGCUUGGAAUAAAAGGCUUGGUCACUCUCUACUUCCUUCCAAUAUAGUUAACUACCGACAAGAUAUUGAUGAACUCAAAUCAUUAGGUAACAAAAUGUUUGAAAAAUACAAAGAUGGUACUACUCUGGACAAGUUACUGGAUGUCCUACAUCUACAUGAGCCUAGGAGUAUGAAGAUGCUAGGCCUUCCAACAGUUCCAAUGAAGAUUUGGAAAAAGAGGUCAAAGAAUUCCAUUUACAGAAACAUAAUGUCAAAUCCCCUGGGAUCAGUUCGUUGUGUAGUUAUUCUAGUUCCAAACAAGGACCUAGUAUCACAGGUCAUAUCUUACAUUAACAAGAUCGACAUUCUCGGGAGAGUUUCAGUACAGACACUGUCAAGUGUAUGUUUAUCUCCGACCGCGAACACUUCAGAAACUAAUAGUCAAAUUGAAAAAGGAGAGAAUGUUGGAAAAUCUGAUAUAGGAGAUGAUAAAACUGGUUUUGGAACAGAGGAACGUGAUAAUAAUAAUUUUGAACGGGAAAUCCAGAAUAUAUUUUACGAGGACCAAUUGAAAAUGAUUGAGAACUUUCCAGUUAAACAAGUGGAGGAAACGGAGGUUGAAACAAUGUCUAUCAACAUGCCUAACAGAGUUAAAAAGAUAAAGACCAAAACUGAAAUAAAUGACUACUCAAUUGAUGGACUGGUUCCCGAUACAAUCAGUUAUAGAAAACAACCACUAAUAACUUCAGACAAUAUACAGUGGGGGUGUGUUGACAUUGUUGUUAGUACUGUACAGAAUUUUGUUUUCGAAGUUUUAAGCUUUACAAGAAGGGGGAUUUACCCGAUUUGCGUAGUUUUCGACGAGGUGGACAUGCUCUACGAGAACAACGCAACCAGGAGCAGUGUGUUUGAAAUCAUUUCAAAGCUUCGACCUAGACCGAGAACUUAUAAUCCGCUGGUGGAUGUCCAAAAGAGAACUUCAAAGGCUCCACCGCCUGUACAGAUAAUAAACGUAGCAUCGACUAUCAAUUUUGGAGGACUGCAAACGUGUGGAAGUAUGAUUUUUGAGAGGUUUAAUACCAGUAAGCUGGUCUUUUCCGAUCAAAACCAUGUCAUUAGCUCAGACUUAGAAUUUGAGAAAACUAAUUCUAACCAGAAGCUAGACUGCCUAGUUAAACUUAUUGUAAACAACCCGGUUAAAAAAACGCUGAUAUACUGCAAUUCUCUUAAGAACUGUAAAUUAAUCUAUGAUACGCUUAGGAAACAUGAUUGGCCGGUUUUAUCGUUUCAUAGAAAAUCAGCGCUGGCCACAAGACUUGCAAUCCUGAAAACGUUUGAAGACGAUGAGCCCAGAAUUCUAGUUGGAACAGAUCUUGUUACUAGGGGAAUUAACGUAUCUGGAGACCACAUAAUUAAUUAUGACUUUCCAACCUCUUCAUCAACAUUCUUCCACAGAAUUAAAGGUCCAAAGGCCAAGGUUACUAGUAUAAUGACGGAGGAUUCUGAGCUUUCUGAUCAGAUUACUCAUUUUGCCGGAAAUAAGAAACCCAUAAAUCAGAUCCUUUCGAGGAAAAGGUCACUUAGGAAGAGUCUAGACCGAAUAAAAUUUGAAAAGAUGGCUAGUCUUGUACAAUCUCAUCGGAAAAUGGGUGAUAAAGUGGCUGAUAGGGGAUUCUUCAAUUCAAGAUUAGUAAUUGAGAAGGAAGUUCCAGGUGAUUCAAAGUAUAGAAGAAUUCCUCUAAAAAAGAGACUAAUAAGCAUCUUAAACAACUUUAACUAA
Molecule: messenger RNA, 2193 nt
Organism: Theileria annulata
Lineage: Eukaryota; Apicomplexa; Aconoidasida; Piroplasmida; Theileriidae
Product: DEAD-family helicase, putative
Exons: 3
Coding region: 1-2193 (730 amino acids)
Molecular function (GO): ATP binding; nucleic acid binding
Source: RefSeq, a predicted model, not a curated record